CAUUGCCCGUUCGACUUUCUUUUCCCGUGAGGGAUAGGUCUUUUAGUUAUUUGUCGUUAUUUCCCGGGAGUCGAUAUCACUCUUUUUUGUUUUUGCGUUCUUCCUUCUGCAAGUUACAGUUUGCCACCAUGAGCAAAUUAAGCAACCCUGUCAGCCUGUUGGCGGCAAUCCUCGUGCGAGUCCCCCUCGUUCUCAAGACCAUUCUCCUACAUGCCAUUCGUCUCUCGCCAGUCACGGGAAAACAAGACUUGCGCACUGAGUUGACCGUCGCCAUCAUUCGCUCAUUCCUCGUUUUUACCUCGCCUGUUGGCAAGCAGCAAAGAGACAGCAUGCGCGACCCCGGUAUCAAGGGUCCCAUGUGGGUGUCCAAAGUGACCUUUCCCAAACCAGAAGCGGAUGUCCAGGACGCAGUCGUCAAGGCCAUCGAGGCCCUGAAGACAGGAGAUGAGACAUAUACUAUCCCUGGAGUAAUUCCGCUUGAGGCAGAGUGGACGGGAUAUCGCAGUGGUGUGCACAAGAACGCGCCGCAGCCGGAUAUUUCGGAAGAAGCCAUAUAUGAGGAGUUGAAGAAGGAAUCAAAGGAGGAUAUGGUGAUUCUGUAUCUCCAUGGAGGAGCUUACUUCCUUUGCGACCCAUGCACCCAUCGCCCGCUCGUCGCUCAGCUGUCGAAACGAACCAGUGCCCGUGUUCUAUCGGUGCGCUACCGUCUUGCACCUCAGAACCCGUUCCCUGCUGCUCUUGUCGAUGCCCUUACUGCAUACCUAUCGCUCGUCUCUCCGCCUCCGGGCUCUCUCCACGAGUCCGUCGCGCCGAACAAGAUCAUUGUCUCCGGUGAUUCAGCCGGAGGUAACCUUUGUCUUGUUUUGCUCCAAACGCUCCUCACACUCCGUCGCGUCUGCCCUACCGUCCGCUUUCAUGGACGUGAUGUCCCUAUCGAACUUCCUGCCGGCCUAGCGAUCAGUUCCCCCUGGUGCGACAUCACUCGCUCUAUGCCCUCCGUCCACCACAACUCGGUCUACGACUUCCUGAGUCCCCCCACCCAGGAUCCCGAAACAGCCUACCGCCCACUCGCUGUGCCUGAGGACGAUGUCUGGCCCGUCAAGCCACCUCGUGUCGACCUCUACGCCAACGCCAGCGCCCUUUUGCACCCGCUCGUCAGCCCGCUGGCGGGCCGCGAUGAAAUCUGGAAAGGCGCGCCUCCGGUGUUCAUCGCCAUGGGAGAAGAAGGUCUCACGGAUGAGGGACUCGUUGUCGCCCGCAAGAUGCACCGGGUUGGCGUCCCUGUCGUUGUUGAGCAAUUCGAAGGCAUGCCGCAUUGCUUUGGACAGGUUAUGAUGGGGACGCCUACGUCUCGUCGCUUCUUGGACGGCACGGCGCAGUUUUGUCGUGAUGUCGUGGCUGGCAAGAUUACUGCGGAUACCCCUACUCCGGCGAAGAUUACCUUCAUUGGGUACAAGUUACAGUCGAUUCGUGAGAUACCGCUUGAGAGCGCCGUUCCUUUGACAGAUGAAGAAGUGGAUACAAUUCUGGAGAGGGGUAAGCAUUGGCGGUUGGAGGGAGAGAAACUACUGGAACAGGAGUGGUUAGAGAAGGCGAAGCUCUAAUUUUUAUUUUUGAAUGGAGAUAUGCUAUAAAAUUGGCGUUUGGGCUUGAUUUGCUAUACCCUGCUCGUUUAUAGACUUGCUUUAUGUAUAUGCUUGCUAGACAGAUGUACAUGCAUACGAUAGCUACAUAGAUAUACUUUCAUCAGCACCGUAUCGAC
Messenger RNA from Aspergillus welwitschiae, 1762 nucleotides. Its product is annotated as alpha/beta hydrolase. Lineage: Eukaryota; Fungi; Ascomycota; Eurotiomycetes; Eurotiales; Aspergillaceae. The transcript is spliced from 2 exons. Gene Ontology annotation, molecular function: hydrolase activity. The coding region runs from base 129 to 1604 and encodes 491 amino acids. The record is from RefSeq and is a predicted model, not a curated record.